ACAGCAUGUUUGCUCAGUAUUCAGUUCACCCUAAAUUGAUUGCACUGUCUUUCUUUCUUUUCUCUCAGUGGACGACGACAACAGCGAGCUUUGCAUUGUAUCGUUUCGAAAUCUUGAUUUCGUAGCAUUAAUAGAGUUUGGGACUGAAGAAGGCAAUGUUUGGGACGGCGAUUAGAUUUUUGGCGAAGAAGCCGAAGCCAAAGAUGGGACCCGUGGCAGUUAAAACGCCGCCGGAGCAGAGGCAAACGAUCACCAGAACCCUAUUCGAUAUCAUCAAGGAGCAUGGUCCCAUCACCGUUGCUAACACCUGGGAACGCGUCAAGGAAGUUGGAUUGAAAGAUUUGACAAGCAAGAAUCACAUGAAAAUCAUGCUGAGAUGGAUGAGAGAGAGGCAGAAGGUUCGUCUCGUUUGCAACCACGUUGGGGCUCAUAAACAGUUUCUCUAUACCACUUGGUUUACCAAGCCAACCACAUCUCCUAAGAACCCCUCUUGAAACUUUAUUAUCAGUUUGUUGCUUAUUUGUAUCAUGUCAAGAGUAAUAAUUUCGUGUCAUAUCCAGAAAAUGAAUGAUAGGUAAACUUUAUGAUUCGAAAUUUUGUAGAGCUAAUGCACUGAUUUGAUAAUCCGGUAAACUUUUUAAUAGUGAAAGAAGGUGUGGACUAGUUUAUGAAA
Vigna angularis (adzuki bean) is the source of this 673-nucleotide messenger RNA. RefSeq lists its product as uncharacterized. Lineage: Eukaryota; Viridiplantae; Streptophyta; Magnoliopsida; Fabales; Fabaceae. The record is from RefSeq and is a predicted model, not a curated record. The transcript is spliced from 3 exons. The coding region runs from base 156 to 494 and encodes 112 amino acids.